This is a messenger RNA of Phodopus roborovskii (desert hamster), 5650 nucleotides long. It is a transcript of the gene Pappa2, whose product is annotated as pappalysin 2. The transcript has 22 exons. Bases 53 to 5428 code for a protein of 1791 amino acids. Gene Ontology annotation, molecular function: metallopeptidase activity. The record is from RefSeq and is a predicted model, not a curated record. Lineage: Eukaryota; Metazoa; Chordata; Mammalia; Rodentia; Cricetidae.
GUGUGGUAUCCAGAAGCUGACCACUGGUUCUGAGGGUCCAGCUGAGGGAGAUAUGAUGUGUUGGAAGGUUCUGAGAGUCAGUCUGGUGGUCCUGGCUGGGUGGGCUUUCAGUACCACCAACUCGGAGCUGGGCUGGACACGCAAGAAAUUCCUGGCCCAGAGGGGACAGCUGAACCAGGUCCUGUUGGGAGGGGAACGCUGUUGGUUGGGGACCAAGAUUAGAAGACCCAGAACUGCUCCUCAGCAUCAUCUCUUUGGGGUCUACCCAAGCCGACCAGAAAGCUACCUAAGGCCCUACGCUGUAUGGAAGAAGCGAACCCCAUAUGUAGGAUGGAAUCAACCAGGCAUGGAGAGACAGGCUCCGAAUGUGGUUCCCCGAAACCUGAUUGAGAACCCAGCAGAAAUGAGGAGGGAGUCUGAGCAGCCAGCUGCCCUGUGGGUAGGGGAUGGUCCUAUUGGGCAAUCAGAGCUGCUGAGAGAUGAUGACACUUAUCUUGGCAACGGAGGAUCCAAGGAGGCUCUAGGUGAGCCUGCGACUCAGGGAAGCUCCGAAACUGCUGCCUCCACCAUCACCACCUUUGCAUACCAGAAAAGACCCACAGAGAAGACCCUGAGGAAGGGCCAGGUCAGGUCUAGGCUUCCUCGCCAUGUGCUGAAAAGGCAGGCAGAAGAUAUAAGCAGAAACCCCCAGAAUGCCCCUGUAGAUUUCCAGCUCUGGCCUAAGGACCCCCUUAAGCAUGGAGAUAGUGACAGUCUGUUGGAGGGCACCAUCCAAAAUGGUGGAGGGGGUUCUGCCUGGGGAGUAGAGACCUUUAACCCCCAAGGAGGAUUGCCUGUACUGUACUUCUCUGGGAAGAGGGAGCGGCUGCUGCUGCGUCCAGAAGUGCUGGCUGAGAUUCCCCGGGAGGCGUUCACUGUGGAAGCCUGGGUGAGACCAGAGGGAGGACAGAACAACCCAGCCAUCAUUGCAGGUGUGUUUGAUAACUGCUCCCAUACAGCCAAUGACAAGGGCUGGGCCCUGGGGAUCCGCUCUGGGAAGGACAAGGGGAGGAGAGAUGCUCGCUUCUUCUUUUCUCUCCGCACUGACCGGGUGAAGAAGGCUACUAUCGUGGCUGGCCAUAGCCGCUACCAGCCAGGCACAUGGGCUCAUGUGGCAGCCACUUACGAUGGACAGCAUAUAGCUUUGUAUGUGGACGGCACUCGAGUGGCCAGUAGUCCUGACCAGUCUGGUCCACUGAAUAGCCCUUUCAUGGCAUCAUGCCGCUCCCUACUCCUGGGAGGGGACAGCUCUGAUAAUGGGCAUUAUUUUCGUGGAUAUCUGGGCACUCUGGUCAUCUGGUCGACUGCUCUUUCACAAGCCCACCUCCAGCACAGUUCUCAGCAUCCAAAUCGAGCAGAUGAGCUGUCCACCUUGAUCCUGACAGCCACUUUCGACCCCCUCAAGGGACAGUGGGCUCCCUUUAGAGAUGAGACAUAUCCCCGGCUGGAGGUUCUCCAGGACACUGAGUCACAGCCUGAGAUUCUGUCACCUUUGCAGCCCCCACUUUGUGGGCAAACAGCUUGUGACAAUGUGGAACUGAUCUCCCAGUACAAUGAGCAUGGGCCCCUUCGGGGGGAGAAAGUGAUCCGCUACCAGGUGGUAAACAUCUGUGAUGAUGAGGGACUGAAUCCCAUUGUGAGUGAUGAGCAGAUCCGCCGGCAGCACCAGGCACUAAAUGAGGCCUUCAGCCGCUACAAUAUCAGCUGGCAGCUGAGUGUCCAUCCGGUCCACAAUUCCACCCUGCGCCACCGGGUUGUGCUCGUUAAUUGUGAGCCCAGCAAGAUUGGCAAUGACCACUGUGACCCCGAGUGUGAGCAUCCACUCACCGGCUAUGAUGGGGGUGAUUGCCGCCUGCAAGGCCGCUGCUACUCCUGGAAUCGCAGGGAUGGCCUCUGUCACGUGGAGUGCAACAACAUGCUGAAUGAUUUUGAUGACGGGGACUGUUGCGAUCCUGCUGUGACUGAUGUUCGAAAGACAUGCUUUGACCCCGACUCACCCAAGAGAGCAUACAUGAGUGUGAAGGAGCUAAAGGAGGCCUUGCAUCUCAACAGUACUCAUUUCCUCAAUGUCUACUUCGCCAGCUCAGUUGGGGAGGACCUUGCAGGUGCUGCCACAUGGCCUUGGGAAAAAGAAGCUGUCAGUCACUUGGGUGGUGUUGUCCUCAACCCAGCCUAUUACGGCAUGCCUGGCCAUACCAACACCAUGAUCCAUGAGGUCGGACAUGUCCUGGGACUCUACCAUGUAUUCAAAGGAGUCAGUGAAAGAGAAUCCUGUGAUGACCCCUGUAGAGAGACAGUGCCAUCCAUGGAGACAGGAGACCUGUGUGCCGACACUGCUCCUACACCCAAGAGUAAGCUGUGUCGGGACCCAGAGCCAGCUAAUGACACCUGCGGUUUCACCCACUUCCCAGGGGCUCCAUUCAAUAACUACAUGAGCUACACAGAUGAUGAGUGCACUGACAGCUUCACCCCUAACCAAGUGGCCCGGAUGCAUUGUUAUUUGGACCUCGUAUACCAGCAAUGGAGUGAAAGCACAAAGCCCACCCCCAUCCCCAUCCCACCCAUGGUUAUUGGGCAAACCCAAAAGUCCCUCACUAUCCACUGGCUGCCUCCUAUUAGUGGAGUUGUGUAUGACAGGACCCCUGGCAGUAUGUGUGAUGCCUGUACUGAAGAUGGGACAUUCCAUCAGUAUGUAUACAAGGCUUCCUCUGGGCGAGUGUGUGACUCUUCAGGUUACUGGACUCCAGACGAGGCUGUGGGGCCUCCUGAUGUGGAUCAGCCCUGUGAGCCUAGCUUGCAGGCUUGGAGUCCUGAGCUCCACCUGUACCACAUGAAUAUGACUGUGCCCUGCCCAGCGGAAGGUUGUAGCUUGGAGCUGCUUUUCCAACACCCAGUCCAAGCUGACACCCUCACUCUCUGGGUCACUUACCUCUCCAUGAACUCCUCCCAGGCACUUUUUGAUAUAGAGAUCUUGCUAGAACUCAAGGAAUCUGUACACCUUGGUCCCUUCAACACUUUUUGUGACACGCCACUCACCAUCAAACUCCAUGUGGAUGGGAAGGUCUUGGGAGUGAAAGUCUACACCCUUGAUGAACGGAUGGAAAUUGAUGCUGCUCUCCUGACAUCUCGGCCCCAUAAUUCCUUGUGUUCUGGAUGCAGGCCUGUGAGUUAUCAGAUACUCCGAGAGCCUCCUUUUUCCAGUGGCUUGCCCAUGGUGGUGACACACCCUCACAGGAAAUUCACAGACAUAGAGGUCAUGCCCGGGCAAUUGUAUAAGUACCAAGUUCAAGCUGAAGCUGGAGGGGAAUUUGGAGAAGCUUCACCUCCUCUGAGCCACAUUCAUGGAAGACCCUACUGUGGAGAUGGGAAGGUGGCAAGGAGUUUAGGAGAAAUGUGUGAUGAUGGAGACCUGCUGAAUGGCGAUGGUUGUUCAAGAGCAUGUCAACAGGAGGAAGGCUUCCACUGUGUGGGGGAGCCAAGCCUUUGUUACAAGCAUGAGGGAGAUGGGAUUUGUGAACCUUUUGAGAAGGAAACCAGCAUCAUAGACUGUGGCCUCCAUACUCCUGAAGGACACAUGAACCAGUGGACUACUCAAGCUUAUUCCUACCAUGAAGAUAAGAAGAAGUGUCCUGUUUCUCUGGUUACAGGAGAACCUCAUUCAAUGAUUUGUACUUCACAUCAUCCAGAUUCAUCCCCAAACAGUCUCUUUCCUGGAUGGUUUCCCUGUGUUUUCAGUUUGAAGACAGCCCAGGAGGAUGGCAGUGAGAAGUCUGAAGAUAGUCUGCAGAAGGACAAUGAGAUUUGGCUUGAAGUGUGUUUCGAUAGACCAGGAGUUGCGGAGGCAAUUUUCCUUUUCUUGGCAUCUGAUGGUCUGUCCCCUGGGAAGCAUCAUCAGUCAAAAGUGACCCUGUACCUGGUUGAUGUCAGUGGGAGCAACCACUCUCUUGGAACCUAUGAGCUGUCAUGUCAACAUAAUCCACUGGUUAUCAAUGUGAGCCAUCAUGUGAAUGUCUUUCCCCACCACACCUCUUCCAUGCUGCUGAAUUUUUCAUCCCCAUUGGUGGGCAUCUCAGCAGUGGCUCUAAGGACAUCUUCCCACACCAGUUCUUCAGCUACCAGUAACUGCAUCCCAGAGCAAAAUCAUCAGGGACAGAGUUGUGCCCAACGACCAUGUGGAAAACAGGGAAGAUGCACGCCAUUGCUACUUGACCAUGCAGAUGUGGUAAAUUGUACCUCCAGUGGCCCAGGUCACAUGAAGUGUGCUAUCACUUGUCAAAGGGGGUAUGUCCUUCAGACCAGCAGUGGGCAGUACCUCAGGAUGAUGCAGAAAGGGAUUCUCCUCACUUGUUCCUCUGGCCACUGGGACAAGGAUGUGAGCUGUGUGCACAUUGACUGUGGUGUCCCUGACUCUUCCUUGGUGAAUUAUGCAAACUUCUCCUGCUUGGAGGGUACUGACUUUCAGAAACGCUGUUCCAUCUCAUGUGUCCCACCAGCCAAGCUCCAAGGACUGAGCCCGUGGCUGACCUGUCUUGAAGAUGGACUCUGGUCUCUCCCUGAAGUCUACUGCAAGUUGGAAUGUGAUGCUCCUCCGGUUAUUCCAAAUGCCAAUUUGCUCCUGCCAAAUUGCCUAGAAGGCAACAACCAUGAUGUGGGCACCAUCUGCAGAUAUGAAUGCAAACCAGGCUACUAUGUGAUGGAAAGUGCGGGGAGUCAAAGCAGGAAUAAGUUCCUGAAGAUACAAUGCCUGGAUGAUGGGACCUGGGAAGAAAGGAGCUGCAUCCCAGUGGUGUGCGAGCCGCCUUCUCCUGUUUUUGAAGGCAUGUAUGAAUGCACCAAUGGCUUCAAGCUGGACAGCCAGUGUAUGCUCAACUGUAACCAGGAAACAGAAAGGACUCCCAUCAUCUGCACUAAAGAGGGGUUGUGGACCCAGGAGUUCAAGCUGUGUGAAAACCUGCAAGGGGAGUGCCCACCACCCCCCACAGAGCUGAAUUUAGUGGAGUACAAGUGUGGACAGGGAUAUGGAAUUGGUGCAGUGUGCUCCCCAUCAUGUAUAGUCCCCCCGAGUGACCCUGUGAUGCUGCCAGAGAAUGUGACUACUGACACUUUGGAGCACUGGAUGGAACCUGUCAAAGUCCAGAGCAUCGUGUGUACCGGCCGGCGUCAGUGGCACCCAGAUCCUUCCCUGGUUCACUGCAUCCAGUCAUGUGAGCCUUUCCAAGCAGACGGUUGGUGUGACACUAUCAAUAACCGGGCCUAUUGCCAGUAUGAUGGAGGAGACUGCUGCUCUUCCACACUAUCUUCCAAGAAGGUCAUUCCAUUUGCUGCUGACUGUGACCUGGAUGAAUGCACCUGUCGGGAUCCUAAGGCAGAAGAAAAUCAGCAACUCUAGGACCAGAGCCCACCCUCCUCUGCCCCUGGAGGCAACAAGAUAGUGGCUUCCAUGGCAGGAUGGGAAGGGUGAAUGAAUAAUACAGGUCCUGUGGUGGAAGGAGAGCCUAGAAUGGAGAGCCUUUAAGAAAUGCAAGAGAAUGUUUGUAGGUGCCAAUUAAUGCAUUACAUAGUUCAAGUAAGGAGGAAUUAUAGACAGAAGUUUCUGUAAAAAACAAAACAA